Molecule: messenger RNA, 744 nt
Organism: Penicillium malachiteum
Lineage: Eukaryota; Fungi; Ascomycota; Eurotiomycetes; Eurotiales; Aspergillaceae
Exons: 3
Coding region: 1-744 (247 amino acids)
Cellular component (GO): cytoplasm
Molecular function (GO): phosphatase activity
Source: RefSeq, a predicted model, not a curated record
AUGGCACCAACAGUCCACUGUGUUCGCCACGCCCAGCUGCGCGAUUCCUUCCCUUUCCAUGACAAGAUCGACCUUAUGACUGCUUCGCCGCUGCGUCGCACCAUCUACACGGCAUUGGAGAGCUUCGAGCCUGUCUUCUCCAUGCACCCAGAAAUGAAGCUUCUUGCUCUUCCGGAUGUACAGGAGACUUCGGAUGUGCCCUGUGAUACCGGCAGCGACCCUCAGGUCCUGCGAGAGGAGUUCGCAGACAAGAGCGUAGACCUGGAAAUGGUUCACGAGGAUUGGAACAACAAGGCUGGUCGUUACGCCCCAACCAACGCAGCCCUAAAGGAACGAGCCCGCGCCGCCCGCCGAUGGUUGAAAGCCCGUCCGGAGAAGGAGAUCGUUGUCGUUACUCAUGGUGGAUUCCUGCAUUACCUCACCGAAGACUGGGAAGAUAGCAGCACAUACCAGGGUACAGGAUGGUUGAACACUGAAUGGCGAUCAUACACUUUCUCUGAUGAGAGCCACGGUGAUGAUCUGGAUGGAAAGGCGCUGGAUGGAGAGAACUUCACACUCAUCGAGACUGUUGAGUCACGGGAACGCCGUGGAAAGGAGGGCCCUACGCCGGGUCGAGAGGAGCAGAAGACGCUUUACAAGAAGGGUACUCAAGGUUGGGAUGACCAAGGUCUAUUCCAGAGCCAGGAGGAGCGGGAUGCGGCUAAGGUGCCGGAGGGUGAGGAGAUCAAUGGGGUUCGAGUAUGA